Messenger RNA from Cyprinodon tularosa, 442 nucleotides. Its product is annotated as protein preY, mitochondrial-like. The coding region runs from base 69 to 413 and encodes 114 amino acids. The record is from RefSeq and is a predicted model, not a curated record. The transcript is spliced from 2 exons. NCBI's taxonomy places the organism in Eukaryota, Metazoa, Chordata, Actinopteri, Cyprinodontiformes, Cyprinodontidae.
AUAUCCCAGUCGGACCGAACUCAGCACUUCCUGUAGGAGAGGAGCUCGUUUAUCGCUGUCGUUUGGUCAUGUUGAGGAAUGUCCUGAGCAGGUUGGUGACAGAAUCGGUUCGUGUUCACCAUCAUGUAAAUCCCGCUCCUUUCAAACUGACGCUGACAGCCUGCCGUGGGUCGGUGAGGAACUUUGCGGAGGUGAAGGACGAGGUGCAGACGCCGUUCAACUCCACCCUGCUUGAAGUACUGGUCUGCCCGCUGUCCAAGAAGCCUCUGAGGUACGAUGCUGACACCAAUGAACUGAUCAACGAGGAGCUCGGCAUCGCUUAUCCCAUCGUUGAUGGCAUUCCUAACAUGAUCCCGCAGGAGGCCAGACUGCUACAGAAAGAAGAACCAUCUCCAAGCAAACCUGCAGAGUAGAACUCUUGAACGUCUUAAAUUCAAAGUGA